AUGGUUCAGGCAAAAACUUGGAUCUUGACAAAACACUUCGAUGGUUUUCCCAAAGACACUGACUUUGAACUGAAAGUAGAAGAGCUUUCUGAACCUAAAGAUGGGGAGAUUCUUUUGGAAGCAGUAUUUCUCAGUGUGGACCCAUAUAUGAGGCCGUUCAGUCAGUUUCGUAUGAAAGAAGGAGAUGUCAUGAUUGGAACACAAGUGGCCAAAGUGAUUCAAAGCAAGAACCCAAAUUAUCCAUUGGGGAGCCAUGCUGUGCUGCGUAGUGGCUGGAGGACGCACUCGCUCAGUGAUGGCACAGACCUCACUCCCAUCAUGACGGAGUGGCCCCAUGAUGUGUCCUUAUCUCUGGCUUUGGGUACCAUUGGUAUGCCGGGACUCACAGCUCUGUAUGGAAUUGAGGAAGUGUUGGGACUAAAGGCUGGUGAGGUUCUGCUGGUUAACGCCGCUGCAGGUGCAGUGGGCUCAGUGGUUGGACAGAUAGCUAAGAUCAUGGGUUGUAAAGUGGUGGGUUCUACCGGGUCUGACGCCAAAGUGGCUUUUCUCAAAGAACUGGGAUUUGACGAGGCUUUCAACUACAAAAAAGUUGAUUCAUUGGCAGAGACGCUUCGAUCUGCUUCUCCGGAGGGAUACGACUGCUUCUUUGAAAAUGUUGGAGGCCAGUUCUCAAGUGUUGCCUUACAGCAGAUGAAGGACUUUGGAAGGAUUGCUGUUUGUGGAAGUAUUUCCACUUACAAUGACACCACUCCACAAAUUGGACCCUACCCUCAAUUGACAAUGAUCAUUAAGCAACUGAAAAUGGAGGGCUUUAUGCAAUCCAGGUGGGCCCACAAGCACCCAGAAUCGUUGAAGAGGCUGCUGGGAUGGGUAAAGGAGGGGAAACUCCGAAGUCAAGAACACAUCAUUAAAGGGUUUGAAAACAUGCCAGCUGCUUUCAUGGGUUUGUUGAAGGGCGACAAUACAGGAAAAGCCAUUGUUGCAAUGUAG
Messenger RNA from Knipowitschia caucasica, 990 nucleotides. The record is from the annotation of a GenBank genome assembly. NCBI's taxonomy places the organism in Eukaryota, Metazoa, Chordata, Actinopteri, Gobiiformes, Gobiidae.